GUCUCGUCCCCCUCAUAAGCCGCCUGCGCUCUGCAUUCCUCUCCUCACCCCCUCCACCUCGCCCCUGCCAAUCUAUAUUGAUUAGCUUGCUCACCCGACCUCAUCUACAGAGUCUAGACUAUGAGGUUUUCGACUGUAAUCGCCCUUGUGGUGGCUCUUGCCGCCCAGGCCACGGCCAACAGCUGGUUCGGCAAAUCUGUGUAUAACAAGUGGCAUGAGACUGAGCUCGAGCGAUGGUUGUCUGACCACAACAUCCCCUACCCCAAGCCCUCGGACCGCAAGGAUCUUGAAAACCUGGUCAAGGACAACUGGAACGACAAAGUCGUGACGCCCUACAAUAGCUGGGACACCCAGACCCUGACCCACUACCUCACCUCCAAGGGCCAGCAGGCGAAGAAGGGCACCGAGAAGGACGCGAAGUCGCUCGCUGAGCAGGUCAAGGUCUACUGGACUGAAACCGAGGAGUCCGCUAACCAGGCCUAUGGCUCUGUCAAGGACUGGAUUUUCGACUCCUGGACCGACUCGCAAUUGAAGGCCUUCGCUGACAAGCACGGAAUUCCUGUUCCCCAGCCCCGCCAGCGCGACUCCCUUCUCAAGGCUGUCCGCGAGAACUACCAGACUACCGCCAACAAGCUCUCCGAAUCCGUCAACUAUCCCGGUGACUGGCUCUACGAGUCUUGGUCCGACUCUGAUCUGAAGGCCUGGUUCGAUGCGCGCGGCUACCCUGUUCCCCAGCCAUCCACCCGCGAUGGCCUCAUUGCCAAUAUUCGCCGUCAGUCUCGCGUUGCGUCUCUAAACCUCCAGGGUGCCUAUGCCCAGGUUUCUUCCUCCGCUGCGGCUGCUCAACAGAGCCUCAGCGACGCUCUUCUCGACUCGUGGUCGGACAGCCAGAUCAAGGAGUGGGCCGACAAGAACGGCAUCAAGGUUCCCCAGGGCUCCAAGCGCAACGAGCUCCUCGCCCUUGCCCGCAAGCACCGUGCCCGUCUCUAUGGCGACAGUGCCUCCGCUACCGUUGAGAGCGCUUACGGUGCUGCUACCUCCAACGUUGGCAGCCAGUACGCUGCCGCUACUGGUGGCUUCGCCGGAUACACCAACUGGAUCAAGGCCCAGAUCGGUCUCGCCACUGAUGCUGCUGUUGCCUCUGCCAGCAGCGCCUCCAAUGUCGCUGGUAGCAGCGCUUCCAGCCUUUCUGGCUCUGCCUCCAAGUCUGCUGCCUCCGCUUCGUCCUCCGCCUCCAAGUCCGCCGCGUCCGCUUCCUCUUUGGCGUCCAAGUCCAGCGCGUCUGCCUCCAAGUCUGUCAAUAGCGCGUACACCGAGGCUGCCGCCAGCGCUGCCUCGGCCACUGACCGCGUCAAGAACGAGUUGUAAGCUACUCCCCACAACUCUAGGUAGAGAUUGGAUGAGAUGAGUCUCUCUCUGUUCAGGCCUUGAUAAUCAACGCUCGGACAAUUACGUCACACAUACUUCACGACCUAACGACACAAUCACCAAAACGAACGACCCAUGACGCAAGAUUGAAGCGGAAGGAAGGAAAGGAAAGGACUUGUAACUUUAGCUCUAGCUGUACGAAUGAGGAUAUUCCCCUGCGAAAGAUGGAUGGACUUGGGUUUUCUAUUCGCUCCGAGUGAGAGGCCUGGUUGCACUCUCGGCGCAUGCAAACGUAGCUAUAUAGUCGACUCGGUAUAGGAGUUGUCUAGGAUGGAUGCAAUGAAAUGGAAU
This is a messenger RNA of Paraphaeosphaeria sporulosa, 1719 nucleotides long. RefSeq lists its product as uncharacterized. Bases 121 to 1368 code for a protein of 415 amino acids. Lineage: Eukaryota; Fungi; Ascomycota; Dothideomycetes; Pleosporales; Didymosphaeriaceae. The record is from RefSeq and is a predicted model, not a curated record. The transcript has 3 exons.